ACCUGGCUCCAGUAACCUGGGCCCUGUUCGGCAGCCCUGGACCGUUGGCAACAGUUUCUCCUCGUUGCGACCAAUGGCGUCUCUGCCAUGGCGUCCAAUCAUCCCCCCCUAUGACGUAUCGCUACUGUACCAUGCACACAGGCUUCACCGAAACCGCCGUCACCAUAUCUACCGCUGCUCUCCGCUUUCUCAACCCGCACGCUCCUCCCUCCAUCCAUUCGCGUCUGAAUUGCUGCGGUCCUUUCCAGAUAUAAAGGAGGUCUAUACCCGAAGAAUGGUUUCUGACCUAGCAUCCUGGUGCCGUUGGUCAGGCCAGAGCAUCUGGCUGUUCUCACUGCAGGUUUUUCUAUCGGGACGUGCGGAAACGCGAGAACUCCUCAGACGCUCAAGCUGCGAAUUCGCAAUUGAUAGCUGUACCUCCCAUCCUUCUGAUUGAGCAGCCAUGGCGGCCGUGGUUAUGCCCAUCCAUUCCUACACGUGGGUCUUCGUUGUGACUCUGAUUUUCUCCUUGCUCGACGGCUACGCCAUCGGUGCUAACGACGUUGCGAAUUCUUUCGCCACGUCGGUCGGAUCGCGGUCGCUCACCCUCAAGCAAGCCGUGUGUAUUGCCUUCUUCACUGAAUUCGGAGGAGCCAUAGCCCUUGGCGCUACGACAACCAAGACGGUCAAAGACGGAAUCAUCGAUAUCGACCUGUUUAACUCUCGGCCGGACCUUCUCAUGACAGGCUUCAUGUGCGCGUUAAUAGCCUCCGCGACAUGGGUCAUGACCGCGACCUAUCUAGGCUUCCCUCUCUCCACCACACACUCCAUAAUCGGUGCGCUAAUCGGUGUUGGCAUUAGCGCGUAUGGCAAGGACGCGGUCAUUUGGGGUUGGGAGGGUAAGGGCGUGGCUCAGAUCGCAACAUCAUGGGUCCUAGCCCCAUGCCUAGCUGGCAUCCUCGCAGCAAUCAUCUAUUUAGUCACACUCUUUACAGUCAUGAAACGGAGGAACUCUCUCCGAGCUGGCAUCUGGGCCGUCCCUUUCUACUUCACCAUCACCACCUUCAUCGUCAGUUUCUACGUCGUCUCAGGAAACAACCGGCUGGGUUUUAGGAGUGAAGAGGGUUCGAUCAGUGGCAACAUUGGCCUGGCGUUUGGCAUCAUCGGUGCAAUAACAUUCGCUGUUCUCAUCUUCUCUGUCGGGUUCCUCGUGCCAUUCUUUAUCCGACGGCUGGAGAAGGAGGAGUCCCUCAAGUGGUACCACGUCUUCUGCAUCCACUGCCUGCCAGAGCAGCCUCGUGACGCCAAGGUCGACCUGCACUUGAAACGUGCUUUCACCCCGCAGCUGCUGAACGAUGGUGAGAAGACAGCGUUCGGAAUGCGAGUGGAUGAGGAUAUAGAGGAGAGCAAGGAGGAGGGGUGGGAGUGGGAGAGGCGCAAGUACAUGAACCCCGUUGUCCGGCUAUUGCAGCACGUCAGGUGGCUGCUGCUGCGCACGUGGCACAUUGACAUUGUGAGCGUGCAGCAGGCGAACAGGGGUGCUGUGCGUGCGCACGAGGUGGCAAUUCUCUAUGACAACAAGACGGAGUACCUCUACUCGCUGCUGCAAGUCGUCACCGCUUCCUUUGCCAGUUUCUCCCACGGGUCUAAUGACGUGGCCAGUGCGCUGGGGCCCCUCGCUGGCGUGUUCCAGAUCUGGGACUCCGGCACCUUCACCACGAACGCCAGCGUGCCCUACUGGAUGCUCGCCAGUGCCGGGAUAGCCAUCGACCUCGGCCUCGCCCUGUAUGGUUACAACAUCAUGCGUAACCUCGGUAACAACAUCACUUACCACUCGCCCUCGCGCGGCUUCUCCAUGGAAUUAGGAGCAGCGCUCGCCGUCAUCACCGCAUCCUUCCUCGCCCUCCCAGUCUCCACCACUCAAUGCAUUGUUGGCGCCACUGUGGCCGUGGGUCUGUGCAAUUGCAACUGGAGGGCCAUCAACUGGGGCAUGGUGGCCAUUGCUGGCUUUGGCUGGGUGGUCACGCUUCCUGUGGCUGGCACUGCUGCUGGUCUGCUCUAUGCCCUCCUCACACGUGGGCCUAGCUUCACCUUGCCCCCUGGAAUGGAAACUGCAUGAAGGGAAGAAAAAAGCUAGAGCCGGUACUCUAUCUUUGCUGGUAUAUGUCUUUGCUUUUGUUGGGUUUUCACACCUGUAUAUACACAUAGUGCUCAC
Molecule: messenger RNA, 2194 nt
Organism: Closterium sp. NIES-67
Lineage: Eukaryota; Viridiplantae; Streptophyta; Zygnematophyceae; Desmidiales; Closteriaceae
Source: the annotation of a GenBank genome assembly